UUCUAGUGUCAUAAAAACUCGAUAAAUCGCGAAAAGUUUGGGAACUUAAACUCGGCGAUACAAUAGAUUACAAUUACCCGCGUGAUCGCGAACUUGAUGAAUUUCUUGCAUUGCGCAUUCGCGCGUUCGACGCGAUUGCUUCUCGUGAACGCAACGGAAAAGGCACAGACGACUUCCAAAAAGAAAACUCUCGCCUUACAUACCGCGUCUACUGUUCCGUUUUCAUGCUCAUUGUACAAGGCGAACUAUCUAUUGUAUCAAUGUUCUACAUUUCUCAAGCAAACUCCAUCCCAACGUUGUGAAUUCAUUAAAAAUCAGAAACGUUGUGUAAACUGUUUCAGUACGAAGCAUUCCGUAAAAGAUUGUAAAAAUCCUCGCGCGUGUCGACAGUGUAGUAAAAGCAUCACACAUUAUUGCAUUUCGAUCAUUCCGUUCAGUCUACGCUAAGCUACGUCUGUACCAACAAGUAGCGAGAGUUCCCGCCGUCGCUAUUAUUAUCGCAUUUAUUGUCGAAAACCGUAGCGCCGAUCUCAAAAUCUUGCUCGCUACGGCAUGUACGGCUCGUACGAGUUCAUUCGCGCGCUCUUCGAUCAGGGAUCCAUCUCUAUGUUUAUUUCCGAAUCGCUUGCUCAAUGCCUACGUCUUGCGAGAAUUAAUCGCUUCGUUUACCGAUAUUAGUGAAAUGCGAUCCGUGCGUCACGCCCAAAUCACGAUUACCCCGACGCAUCGCGACGGACAUGCCUAUACUACGACCGCAUUUAUACUGCGAUCACUAACGAAAUAUCUACCGGAUCGAGUCGACACUGCGCUGGAAACAUGUCGCAGGGCUUGCCGAUCGUGACCCCAUGAGUUCGGAUCCGAUCGACAUCAUAAUCGGUGCCGAUCUAUUCGGCACACUCGUUCUCGACGUCUUCGAAAAGGCUCCGAACAUGAGCCCAUCGCCCAAAAUACGACUUCUGAGUCAUUUUCCGUGCCUGUGCAUCACGAAGUAAUUAUUGAGACUCUCGAUCGCGAUCUUCGUCGCUUCUGGGAAAUCGAGGAAAUGUACCUCAGGAAGCUCCGCGGAACCCUGAAGAACACCAGUGCGAAGAGUAUUUCAAAGUCAUACAUUCACGCCUGUAGGACGUUAUAUUGUUCGACUAUCGUUUAAAAACGGACCACCUAUCUUGAUAGGCGAAUCACGCUCUAUCGCCAUUUCAAGCCUUCAUCGCUUGGAACAACGCUUAAUUCGCGAUUAAUGCUUUCAUAUGAUCAAAAGUCCACCGACGAAAAUCAUCAAACCAGAGCAAAACUAUUACAUUCCGCAUCAUGCUGUCUUACGUGAUAGCAGUGCAACCACCCGCUUACGAGUGGUCUUCAAUGUUACGUGCCGUAAAGUGGCGCAUUGUCCAACUGGCUAAAAUACGCCAAAUCGUUCUUGUGCGUAACCCUCUGGCUGCACCGAGCCAAUGGGAACUUGGCCGGAUUACGGCGUGACAAUCAUCCCGGCGAUGACAAUCUAACUCGCAUCACUGUAAAAACAGGGCGCUCCGAAUAUAAGCGACCGAUUGCGAAACUCUGCUUUCUACCCAUCCAUCAAUUCCGAAGAAUCAAAAGAUUCCGUCAUGGCGGGCGGAUAUCCGGUAAACGUACUUGAUGUUAACGAUAUCGCGGAACCUUAAUUUUCAAUUGCAUUGCAUCAUCACUUUUGUAUUUUGUGUUAAAGCAUUUUCGUCGUUAUACCACUCUUGUAUUUUGUUUCGAUGAGAAUUAUUUCGAAUGCUUAUACGUUCCAGGCGGGCGGUAUGUUCCGGAAUUAUCGGAGUUAUAAUAUUUUCACAUUCGUGGAACAAGCAAACAGCUCGUCGACAGCAAGCAAUCAAAGCACACAUACCUCGAUCCUGUGUGAAUCACGCUGUUUGUUUCAAAUGGCACGCGACCUCCCUUGCGCAAAUCCAAAAAACUGUCGAUCGCGCACACGCUCCGGGUGAGACGAGCGAACGUGAGACGUUCGCUUGCCGAUCUCGAUCAAUACAUUUAUCGCUAUUCAUUCGUACGCUUCUUUUCGAAUUAUUAAAAAUCUUCCGUACAAGGUGACAGCCACGCGUCACAACAAUAUCUUGUUUUCUAUCUAAAAAGCUGCGACAGCGGAGUAGUCUCGAGUUAGGUUCUUGCUUUCGUUCAUUGUCGCGAAGAGGAUGACCGACGAGGAGUGCCCGCCGAUUUCGAUUUCGGAAAAGAAAUCGCGCUUCACGAUGACAAAAUAUCUACCGGUGUUCGAAUGGCUACCGCGAUACACUCGAUUCAAAGCCGUGUCAGACAUAAUAGCGGGCAUCACUCUGGGUCUGACUAUGAUCCCUCAGAGUAUGGCUUAUGCAGUACUGGCUGAACGGAUUCCACAGUAUGGUCUGUACUCUUGUUUUGUGGGCGGUUUCGUGUACAUUAUUCUUGGAACUACCAAGGAAGUCUCGAUUGGUCCAUCAUCUUUGAUGUCCCUUGUAACGUUACAGUACACGCGAGACAUGCCGCAAGAUUUCGUAAUACUAUUGUGUUUUCUGACUGGAUGCGUACAAUUUUUAAUGAGUGUACUAAAUCUAGGAUUCUUAGUUGAUUUCAUAUCAAUCCCAGUUACGUCAGGUUUUAUAUCAGCGGGAGCGCUUAUUAUAGUAAUCGCUCAGCUGCAGGGCUUCCUAGGAUUAAAAUACAAAUCGAAAAGUAUUACAGACAACUUGUACCAAUUGUUUAAAAAUAUUAAUAACGUUCGACUGACCGAUUUCACACUCGGGAUUUCCAGCUUUAUCUUUCUUCUGAUCUUGAAAAAACUGAAAGAUAUUGACUAUCCUUGCAUGAGAAACAAGAAGGAUGCUCGCAGAAAUGAAAUUAUAAAAAAGGUACUUUGGUACUUUUCCAUUCUUAGGAACGCUCUCAUUGUGUUUAUUACAUCCACGAUAGCGUACGAAUUUGAAGCGAAUACGGGAUCCAUUCCGUUUAGACUCUCAGGAAAAAUUGAAGCCGGCAUUCCCAAAAUAUCAUUACCGCCAUUCUCAUCGCAAGUAGGAAAUCAAACAUACACGUUUUUAGACAUGUGCGCUCACUAUGGAUUAGGAUUAGGGUUACUUCCUAUCAUAUCCGUCUCGAUGAAUAUAGCAAUAGCCAAAGCGUUUGCGGUAGACACCUCCAUUAACGCGACACAGGAAAUGCUGGCUCUCGGUGUUUGUAACAUGUUAAGCAGCUUCGUGUCGUCGCUUCCAAUCUCCGGUGCAUUUACUCGAAGCGGAGUUGGCAGUGCCAGCGGAGUGCAAACGCCUAUGGCCGGUCUAUAUUCUGGUACUAUGGCAUUACUGGCGUUAAGCUUUUUAACGCCUUAUUUUUAUUACAUUCCACGUGCAACGUUAUCAGCAGUGCUGAUAAGUGCUGUGUUACCCAUGAUCGAUCUAAAGAUCAUAAAAGUACUUUGGAAAGGAAGCAGUAAAACAGAUGCGAUCGCAGCGACAGGCACUUUUGUGCUUUCCAUUCUUAUUGGUAUCGAGAUCGGAUUACUUCUCGGUAUUUUCUUCAACUUGAUCAUUUUUAUCCGAUUCUUCGCAAGAUCGACAUUUCAAAUAGACAACUGCAAGACUCAUCUAGGAAACAAAUAUAUAAUGCUAAAAUUCGAUACCUGUCUCCAUUAUCCCGCAGUAACUUCUUUCUAUGAUAAAGUCAUGAAUUUAGCUACAAAAGACGUUCCUUUGAUCAUAAACUGUAAAACAUUCACUAGUCUUGAUUACACUUCAAUCAAGGGUAUUGAAACGUUAUCGAAAAAAUUAAAUUACGAAAAAAACCAAUUCUGGCUAUUGAAUCUUAAUUCUGAUAUCGUGCAGAAUUUCGAUAUCUUUGCCGACAACAAAUAUAUUCGUUUGAUCAAAAAAAAAGAAAACAUCGCAGAUGUUCUUUAUAAUGAUGCUUUAUCCAAUAAAAAUUCUGAAGAUCUGAUUAAUGUCCCAUUGAAUUCUCAGCAAGAGGAUUCCGAAUUUAUCUCCGAAGAAUUGAUCUUAAUGUCACCAUUGGAAUGCAAAAUUAGACAACAAUAAUUAAACGACUAGAUAGUCUUUAAUUUAGUCUAGCAAUUAUAAAUAUAUAAAUAUAAUUAAAUAAAAUUAUCAGACUAAAACCAAGUUUUUAAA
Messenger RNA from Acromyrmex echinatior (Panamanian leafcutter ant), 4142 nucleotides. RefSeq names its product sodium-independent sulfate anion transporter. Gene Ontology annotation, cellular component: membrane. The record is from RefSeq and is a predicted model, not a curated record. NCBI's taxonomy places the organism in Eukaryota, Metazoa, Arthropoda, Insecta, Hymenoptera, Formicidae. Gene Ontology annotation, biological process: transmembrane transport.